Messenger RNA from Ziziphus jujuba (common jujube), 2208 nucleotides. Its product is annotated as protein FAR1-RELATED SEQUENCE 9. Gene Ontology annotation, molecular function: zinc ion binding. Gene Ontology annotation, biological process: regulation of DNA-templated transcription. Lineage: Eukaryota; Viridiplantae; Streptophyta; Magnoliopsida; Rosales; Rhamnaceae. Bases 197 to 1846 code for a protein of 549 amino acids. The transcript has 3 exons. The record is from RefSeq and is a predicted model, not a curated record.
UUAUUAGUUGGUCAGUUCGGUUCAAAAAUCGCCGGAGAGAGUGAGGUCUUAAGGCCAACAACGAUCGGAACCCUAGGAUUAACCUACCAUUUCCGGCUCUGCUCUCAGUGGCUGCAAAGUUUGUCUCUUUCUCUCUCGCCGUCGAAGGCUUCCUUUUUCCGUGUUUCAGGAAUUGCCCAGUUAAAUUUUGAAGUACAUGAGUGGCAGCAGACAAAGGACCCUUGGGGGAGGGGGUCAACAUGUGUUGGACUACUUGAAACGAAUGCAAGCUGAGAAUCCUGCAUUCUUUUAUGCAGUUCAAGGCGAUAAUGAGCACUCCAGUGGAAAUAUAUUCUGGGCAGAUGCAACAUCCAGGAUGAACUAUACGUACUUUGGAGAUGCUGUUACAUUUGACACAGCAUAUAGAGCAAACCGCUAUAGGGUACCAUUUGCCUCUUUUACAGGGUUGAAUCAUCAUGGGCAGCCAGUGUUGUUUGGCUGUGCCUUAAUUCUUAAUGAAUCUGAGUCCUCUUUUAUUUGGCUGUUCCAAACAUGGCUUCAUGCGAUGUCUGGACACCACCCUGUCUCUAUUACAAUGGAACCAGAUAGACUUAUACAAGUUGCUGUUGCACAAGUUCUUCCUGAAACCCGAUAUCGUAUCUGCAAAUGGUCCAUAUUUAGAGAAAGCCAGGAGAAACUGGCUCAUCUCUACCAAUCUCAUCCUACUUUUGAAACUGAAUUUAAGAGGUGUGUUAAUGACAGUGAGACAAAUGAUGAGUUUGAGUCAAACUGGAAAUCUCUUCUUGAGAGGUACUAUAUCAUGGAUAAUGAAUGGCUUCAAUCAAUGUACUCUGCCCGACAACAGUGGGUCCCAGUUUACAUGAGAGAUGCAUUUUUUGGAGAAUUAUCUGUGAGUGAGGGAAGUGGAGGUUUGAAUUUGUUCUUUGAUGGCUAUAUUAAUGCAUCCACAACCAUACAAAUGUUGGUUAAACAAUACGAGAAAGCUAUUGUGGGUUGGCAUGAAAAGGAAUUAAAAGCAGAUUAUGACACUACUAACACUACACCUGUUCUGAAGACGCCAUCUCCAAUGGAGAAACAAGCUGCAAGCCUUUAUACUAGAAGAAUAUUCAAGAAGUUCCAGGAGGAAUUGGUUGAGACUCUUGCUAACCCUGCAACCAAAGUAGAUGACUCAGGAACAGUUGCCACCUAUCGAGUGGCCAAAUUUGGGGAGGACCACAAAGCACAUGCAGUUAGUUUCAAUUCUUUUGAGAUGAAAGCUACUUGUAGCUGUCAGAUGUUUGAACAUUUGGGAAUAAUAUGUAGGCACAUAUUAGCCGUUUUUCGAGCCAAAAAUGUUCUUACACUUCCUUCUCAAUAUGUACUGAAACGGUGGACAAGAAAUGCCAGGACUGGAGCUGUUCUGGAUGAGCGUGCUUCUGAAUUGCCUAACAACUCUCGAGAGUCUCUAACUGUACGGUACAACAAUCUACGCCAGGAAGCAAUCAAAUAUGUGGAAGAAGGUGCUAAAUCCAUUCAUAUAUAUAAUGUGGCCAUGGAUGCUCUACAAGAGGCUGCUAAGAAGGUUGCUGCUGUAAAGAGUCAAGGUUCUGGAGCUACACAAGGUGGUAAUCUGUCCAAUGGUGGUAGCCAAGAGUUGCAUGCAACUGAAGAAAAUCAAAUGUCAGCGUAUCCAUCUGUAGAUGAAAAGGAAAAGAAAAUUCACGAGUUGACUGCAGAGUUGGAGAACACAAAUCAGCGCUGUGAAGUGUAUCGAGCCAAUUUACUUGCUGUUCUGAGAGAUAUGGAGGAUCAGAAGUUAAAGCUUUCAGUGAAGGUUCAAAAUGCAAGGCUUAGUUUGAAAGAGUGACUGCUAUUUGAGGAAAGAUCUUACCACUCUGUAUUUUCUUCUACUGACCACACAGGUUUAAUAAUUGGCAUUGUCCUUUCUCCAUUAGUCCUGUUGAGAGCUUCCAUGUUGAGAGGGAUAGAGAUGAGGGAAGGGGCAGUGAAGGUGCGGUUGGGGGAGGAGUUUUGUGCAUUAUUUAUAUCUGAAAUGUUUCUCAACUCCAAUGUACUUAAAAUUCUGUAAGUAAAAUGUUAGAUUAUGUUGUACUAAGAUCCUGCAGGAAGAGCCUUAUGUCAGUUGACAAAGGAAGAGCAGAAAACCCUUGUAUGUAAGGAGUUGUAAGAGAAAUUCCAUAUAGAGUAACUUGUGCAUAUUUUGAGACA